AAAAUCAUUUUUGCAAAUUUUAUAUUAUGUAUAUCAUUUUUAUGAUAUAUUCUAGUGCGCUUCCAUACUAAGAUCACUUUUCAACACUGUCUUGUUGAUAUUUAUCCCACGAAACGGAGGAGUGAAACAGUAAAAAGGAAAAUUUAGUAUGCGUGUGGAAGUGGAAAAUUAUUUUGUCCUAUAUUAAUUUAAAAAUAAAAGUUUCUAAAGAUAAAAUUAAUUAUAUUAGCAUAUAAAGUAUAAAGAAAACGUGUGCAAUGAAACAGAAGUGAAAAUAAUUUAUAGAAUUUCAAACAAGAAAUUUGUGAAGUUCUAUGAAAAGGGCAAUGAUGUUGCAGACAUCUACAACAUAGUUUUUCUCACCGCCUUAAAAGAUUCUACAAAGUUUAUUAAAAGUGCUGCAUUAAAAUACAUUUGAUUAACAAAGAGUGCCAUCAAAAAAAGUUAAAGUAUAGUAAAUCUAGCAGAGUAAUUAAAUCCAUUGUUCGAGAUCGACAUAACAUUAAACAUAAUUUAAACAUGGCACCUCAGGCCUGUUCAGUUUUCUCCAGUGAUUUCUGGAAGAACGAUCCACCUGAUAUUGUGGAGCUUACGUGCUUUAUGCCCAAUGGAAUUUUCAUACUGAUGAAUGUUUCUGUAACUGCAACAAUAAAAGAAAUAAAAACGGAAAUGAUUCGAAAAUCAAAAAACUAUCCAUUAAAUCAUCUUAUUAAAGAUGCGUGCGAUUAUGAAGUUAGUGGUAUUUCUUCUUAUGCCAAUGUUGAUGCAUUUACUGACGAGACUAAACGCCUUUCCGAAGUGCAGCCUUAUUUUUGUUUAUUACGCUUAGGAGAACGCAGUGAAACCACAGCUGCUUCUAGUGAUUAUGAGUUGUCUAAGUUAGUUAGCAAUAUGAUAGGAAAAUCAUAUGAGGAAUAUUGUGCUCAAUCUAGUCCAGAAGUAGAUGACUUUCGUCGGAAAAUGACACAAGUCUGUGACGAAAUUGAGUUAGAGCGAUCGAAGUUUUCUUGGUCGGAGAAGUUAUUAUAUGAGCAUCCUUUACGUUUGGCUAACACUCCUGUAAUGCCAAAUAUAAUUAAAAGUAGAUUGGGGAAUUCAAAUUUUUUAAUAGUUGUCAAAUUAGAAAAUGAUGAGACUUCUUUUACUAUAUCAGCUAGUGAACAUGAUACGCCGAAAAGUUUUAUUGAACAAGCCCUUUCAAAAAUGUCUCGCGCACAAAUAAGAGUUAGCGAUCGUGCAUCCGACUAUAUAUUAAAAAUGCGUGGACGAGAAGAAUACCUGUUUGGUGAUUUUCCUUUGAUACAAUUCAUAUAUAUACAGGAAAGCCUUUCUGGUUCUGAUGUCCCAAAUGUAGUUUUAAAGCCUAUAAACACAUUGCAAUCUUAUAUUACUUAUAAGCAGGAACUAAAUGCUGUUCCGAAAAGACCACCUAAACCGGAUAGCCUGCGUCCAUUAACAAAUUCAAUGCACAAACGACAAAAAAGCUAUUCAUCUUGGGAUAUACAGGAGUGCUUUCGUGUAAAACUUAUUCGAAUUGAUAAUGUUAAUUGCGAUUUAGGGCGUGCUAUAAAAGUUGGUAUACGAAUAGGACUUUAUCACGGUGAACGAAAACUUUGCGCUCACCAAUCUAUGGAAAUGCCUAUUAGCAACUUACGUUCAUUUUUAUUUGAUAAGGAUAUAUCAUUUGAAAUUGAUGUAAAAAAUUUACCACGAAUGACAAGAGUGUGCAUGGUAAUUUAUGAAGUAACUAAAGGAUCACGAUCAAAAAAAUCAUCAAAUACUAAUAAAGAUACAGUAUUUAAGGAAGCCAAACCAAAUGGUGGUAAAAAUCCAUUGGCAUGGGUUAAUACUACUUUAUUUGACUAUAAACAUCAUUUGCGGAAAGGUGUCUUACAACUUCAUACAUGGACUCAUGCAGAUGAUAUACAAUCAGAUGAACAAUUUCAUCCUUUAGGUACAAUAGAGCCAAAUCCCCGAAAAGAUGAAUGUGCUGUAGUGCAACUGACAUUCCACAGUUACGGUUGCGAAAACAUACAGUUUCCUCCAGAAGAUGCUGUACUUCGAUAUGCGGGUGAAUUGAUGAAUAGCGGAAAUAUAAAUCGCGACUUACCAGAAGAUUGUACAAAAACGGUCAACGAAGUUUUAUCGCAAUAUUUAAGGAGCGAUAAGCUGUAUGAAAUGCAUGACCAAGAUCGCAAUGCUAUAUGGUCCAGAAGACUAGAUAUAAAGGAUGAAGCUCCAGAGGAACUUUCAGUGUUACUGCAUUGUGUUACUUGGAAUACACGUGAUGAUGUUGCUAUUAUGUGGAGUUUGUUAAAACAAUGGCCAACCGUUUCAGUGGAAAGAUCAUUAGAACUUCUCGAUUAUGCUUAUCCAGAUCCAGCAGUACGAAAAUUUGCUAUACGGUGCUUGCGUAUGUUAAGAGAUGAAGAACUUUUACUAUAUCUCUUGCAAUUGGUACAGGCUAUGAAACACGAAUCUUAUCUUGAUUGCGAUUUGGUUACGUUUGUACUUGAACGAGCUUUACGAAAUCAGCGAAUCGGUCAUUAUUUCUUUUGGCAUUUACGCUCUGAAAUGCAAACACCAUCUAUGCAGACUCGAUUUGGUUUACUUCUCGAAGCAUAUUUAAAGGGGUGCAGACCACAUGUACCCUUACUGCGUAAGCAGUUACAAGUUUUAGAAAAAUUAAAGCAGGGAUCAGAAUUAGCUAAAAAAGGAAGCAAAGAAAAAGUACGUUAUAUGCUGCAGGAUUUUUUAUCUAAUCAGCGCAAUUGUGGCGCAUUUCAAAGUUCACAAAAUCCACUCAAUCCAAGUUUCCGCUGUAAAGGUGUAAAACCAGAAAAGUGCAAAGUUAUGGAUUCUAAAAUGCGUCCGUUAUGGAUUGUAUUUGAAAAUGCUGAUCACAAUUGCAAUGAUAUUUACAUAAUAUUUAAAAACGGUGAUGACUUACGACAGGAUAUGUUAACGUUACAAAUGUUGCGUGUUAUGGAUCAAUUGUGGAAGAACGAAGGUAUGGACUUCCGUAUGAACAUAUAUAAUUGUAUUAGCAUGGAACGGCGCUUAGGCAUGAUCGAAGUAGUGUUAAACGCUGAGACUAUUGCAAACAUACAGAAAGAGAAGGGUAUGUUUUCAGCAACGUCGGCAUUUAAGAAGGGGUCCCUUUACAGUUGGCUUAAAGAAUACAAUAAGACAGACGAUGAAAUGAAUAAAGCUAUUAAGGAAUUCACACUUAGUUGCGCGGGAUAUUGUGUAGCGACUUAUGUUUUAGGUGUAGCUGACAGACAUUCAGAUAAUAUUAUGGUUAAACGAAAUGGACAGCUUUUUCAUAUUGAUUUCGGUCAUAUACUUGGCCAUUUUAAAGAAAAGUUCGGUGUAAGACGUGAACGAGUUCCUUUUGUACUUACGCAUGAUUUUGUAUAUGUUAUAAAUAAGGGGCGUGCUGAUCGGGAAUCAGACGAAUUUAGAUAUUUUCAAAAUAUGUGCGAAAAGGCAUUUCUAGUUUUACGUAAGCAUGGCUGCCUUAUUUUGUCGUUGUUUUCUAUGAUGAUUUCAACUGGACUGCCAGAGUUGUCCUCCGAAAAGGAUCUGAAUUAUUUAAAAGAAACAUUGGUACUCGAGUAUACAGAAGAAAAAGCACGGGAACAUUUUAAAUCUAAGUUUAGUGAAGCGUUAGCAAAUUCAUGGAAGACGUCUCUAAAUUGGGCUUCUCAUAACUUCUCAAAAAAUAAUAAACAAUAA
This is a messenger RNA of Teleopsis dalmanni, 3738 nucleotides long. It is a transcript of the gene Pi3K92E, whose product is annotated as phosphatidylinositol 4,5-bisphosphate 3-kinase catalytic subunit beta isoform. Gene Ontology annotation, molecular function: 1-phosphatidylinositol-4-phosphate 3-kinase activity; 1-phosphatidylinositol-3-kinase activity. The transcript is spliced from 10 exons. NCBI's taxonomy places the organism in Eukaryota, Metazoa, Arthropoda, Insecta, Diptera, Diopsidae. Gene Ontology annotation, biological process: phosphatidylinositol-mediated signaling; cell migration; phosphatidylinositol-3-phosphate biosynthetic process. Bases 520 to 3738 code for a protein of 1072 amino acids. Gene Ontology annotation, cellular component: plasma membrane; cytoplasm; phosphatidylinositol 3-kinase complex. The record is from RefSeq and is a predicted model, not a curated record.